AUGGUUCUUAGCUUUGUCAUGUCGUUGUUUGAUCCACUGGGUCUCUUGUCACCGUUUACAGUUCUUGGGUGGAUGUUACUCCAAGAUAUAUGGCGGAUGGGCUGUGAUUGGGAUGAGAAGAUAGAUAGGGAAUCUUUCAGAAAAUGGAUUAAAUGGGCAAAGCUGCUGCCAGAAAUUAAGACGUUCCGUAUCUCCCGAAGUUACUUUGGAAACGCGCGGUCUGAUGAGGUACAUGAUAUCCAGCUCCACGUGUUCACGGAUGCUAGCGAAACGGCUUAUGGAUGCGUGGCGUUUUUACGUGCGGUAGUUCGAGGCGAAAUUAUGUGCACACUAAUAAUGAGUAGAGCUAAAGUUGCACCUUUGAAGCUGGUAUCUAUUCCUCGAUUGGAACUCCAGGCAGCAGUUCUGGGAGCACGUUUAACACGCACAGUACGCGAAAAUCACAGUCUCACAAUCGGCAAGCAAUGUAUUUGGACAGAUGCGCAAACAGUUUUGUCCUGGAUUCGAUCCGAUCAGCGGAACUAUAAGAAAUAUGUCGGAUUUCGGAUUGGAGAAAUUCUCAGCUUAACAAAGCUGACCGAUUGGUAUUGGGUACCGACAAAGCUUAAUAUAGCGGAUCAAUUGACAAAGUGGGGAAAUGAGUUGGAUUUAAGCUCAAACAGCUCGUGGGUUCGAGGGCCCGCAUUUUUGUAUCAAUCGGAAGAAAAGUGGCCACGAAAAUGCAUGCCACCAGCGAAUACUACGGAGGAACUACACGUUCAUCUUUUGUUACAUGACAUAUGUUUGCCAGGCCAGUUCAUAGAUCCUUCACGAUUCUCGAAAUGGACCGUGCUGGUACGAACCGUUGCUUCAGUGAUUAGAUUUGCGUCUAAUUGUAGACGAAAGGUGAGAAAGCAGCCGAUCGAAACUUUAAGAGCCACAGACCGUCAGAAGAAAAUAUUGGAACGGAUGGCAAGCGUUUUGAGUGUACGUGUUCCUUUCCAGCAAGAAGAGUACAAGAGAGCUGAAUCGCACUUGCUUAGAAUGGCACAGGCGGACUCAUACGGACCUGAAUUAAAGGUGCUAAUGCAUAACAAAGACCGCCCAGUCACCGAGUGGCUUUCCCUGGAAAAAUCGUGCUGUCUAUAUAAGUUAUCGCCGUUUUUGGAUGAAACCAAUGUGGUCCGAAUGGAGGGACGAACAGAACGAGCGAAAUAUCUACCAUUUGAUUUGCGGUUCCCAAUCAUUUUGCCGGCUGAAAAUGCAGUAACGAAAUUGCUGGCCCAUCAUUAUCACUCAAAAUUUGGCCAUGGAUACCGUGAAACAGUAAAAAAUGAGUUGAAGCAAAAAUAUUUAAUACCGAAGGUUGAUGCAUUGGUCCGAAGAGUGUCUUCGUCAUGCAUGUGGUGUAAAGUUCAGCGAAACAAACCACAUUGUCCCAGAAUGGCACCGCUACCGGUGCAGAGACUUGCGCCGUAUCUUCGGCCGUUUAGCCACGUCGGCGUCGACUAUCUGGGUCCAUUCGAGGUGACAGUGAAUCGCCAUGUGGAAAAAAGAUGA
Wyeomyia smithii (pitcher-plant mosquito) is the source of this 1539-nucleotide messenger RNA. RefSeq lists its product as uncharacterized. The coding region runs from base 1 to 1539 and encodes 512 amino acids. The record is from RefSeq and is a predicted model, not a curated record. The transcript has a single exon. Lineage: Eukaryota; Metazoa; Arthropoda; Insecta; Diptera; Culicidae.